Molecule: messenger RNA, 4081 nt
Organism: Erpetoichthys calabaricus (reedfish)
Lineage: Eukaryota; Metazoa; Chordata; Cladistia; Polypteriformes; Polypteridae
Gene: copa
Product: COPI coat complex subunit alpha
Exons: 30
Coding region: 228-3887 (1219 amino acids)
Biological process (GO): intracellular protein transport; intra-Golgi vesicle-mediated transport; retrograde vesicle-mediated transport, Golgi to endoplasmic reticulum
Cellular component (GO): COPI vesicle coat
Molecular function (GO): protein binding; structural molecule activity
Source: RefSeq, a predicted model, not a curated record
UAUCUCUGGGUGACGUGUCAGGGCAUUCGUGGAGUAGGCUGUGGAGGCCUGUGUGGAGGAACGGGUGGUAGUUAAGAGCUGAAGCAAAAAAAGAAAUAAACUGCAUUUCACGAAUUGUUAUAUCGUAUUUAUGUGUACUCGUCUCUUGAAAGGAGGGGAGUGAGCAGAAGCUCGUAAAAGUUUCCAGGACAAGAAUUUUUAGCUUUGGGGUUACCUGGAGCAUCGACAUGUUAACUAAAUUUGAGACAAAAUCGGCCCGUGUGAAAGGUCUCAGCUUUCAUCCAAAGCGGCCUUGGAUUUUGGCGAGCCUCCACAAUGGAGUGAUACAAUUAUGGGAUUACCGAAUGUGCACGUUGAUCGACAAAUUUGAUGAACAUGAUGGUCCUGUUAGAGGCAUUGAUUUUCAUAAGCAGCAGCCUCUGUUUGUGUCUGGUGGGGAUGACUAUAAAAUCAAGGUGUGGAAUUACAAAUUGCGUCGCUGCCUGUUUACUCUUCUGGGCCAUUUAGACUAUAUUCGAACUACCUUCUUUCAUCAUGAAUAUCCUUGGAUUUUGAGUGCCUCUGAUGACCAGACUAUCCGUAUAUGGAACUGGCAGUCUCGCACUUGUGUUUGUGUAUUGACUGGCCACAACCACUAUGUGAUGUGUGCUCAAUUCCAUCCUGCUGAAGACUUGGUUGUAUCUGCAAGUUUGGAUCAAACUGUGCGGGUGUGGGAUAUUUCUGGCUUGAGAAAAAAGAAUCUGUCCCCAGGAGCAGUAGAUACUGAAGUGAGAGGACUUACUGGUGUUGAUCUUUUUGGUGCCACAGACGCAGUAGUCAAGCAUGUCUUAGAGGGUCAUGACCGUGGAGUAAACUGGGCUGCUUUCCACCCUACAAUGCCCCUAAUUGUUUCUGGAGCUGAUGACAGACAGGUCAAGAUUUGGAGAAUGAAUGAAUCUAAGGCUUGGGAACUGGAUACAUGCCGUGGCCAUUACAACAAUGUGUCAUGUGCUGUUUUCCAUCCAAGACAGGAGCUCAUUCUUUCCAACUCUGAGGAUAAAAGUAUUCGUGUUUGGGAUAUGUCAAAGAGGACAGGAGUCCAAACAUUCAGACGGGACCAUGAUCGCUUCUGGGUCUUGGGUGCACAUCCCAACCUUAAUCUUUUUGCUGCAGGUCAUGAUAGUGGAAUGCUUGUUUUCAAACUGGAACGGGAGAGACCAGCUUAUGCUGUUCAUGGCAGUCUCUUAUUUUAUGUGAAAGACCGCUUUCUUCGUCAGUUGGACUUCAACAGCUCUAAGGACACUGCAGUCAUGCAGCUCCGCAGUGGGUCCAAAUUUCCAGUGUUCAGCAUGUCAUACAACCCAGCAGAAAAUUCUGUACUGCUUUGCACGAGAGCCACCAAUCUUGAGAAUAGUACCUAUGACCUUUAUUCAAUACCUCGAGAAACAGACUCCCAGAAUCCUGACGCUCCCGAAGGAAAGCGCUCAUCUGGGCUUACUGCAGUUUGGGUAGCCAGAAAUCGGUUUGCUGUCCUUGACCGCAUGCAUUCGCUGUUGAUUAAGAACCUCAAGAAUGAAAUUGCAAAGAAAGUACAAGUUCCUAAUUGUGAGGAGAUCUUCUACGCUGGGACUGGCAACCUUCUCCUUCGAGAUGCCGACUCCAUCACGUUAUUUGAUGUCCAGCAGAAACGUGCACUAGCAUCUGUAAAGACUUCCAAGGUCAAAUAUGUUGUUUGGUCAGCAGAUAUGAGCAAUGUGGCAUUAUUGGCUAAGCAUGCUAUUAUGAUCUGUAAUAGAAAGCUGGAGUCUCUUUCUAAUAUUCAUGAGAAUAUACGUGUUAAAAGUGGAGCCUGGGAUGAAAGUGGAGUGUUCAUUUACACAACAUCUAAUCACAUCAAAUACGCCCUCACUACUGGAGAUCAUGGCAUAAUCCGUACACUGGACCUACCCAUCUACGUGACAAGGGUUCGUGGUAAUAGUGUUUAUUGCCUGGACAGAGAGUGCAGACCUAGAGUACUGACCAUUGAUCCUACUGAAUACCGUUUCAAGUUAGCAUUGGUCAAUCGCAAAUAUGAAGAGGUGCUGCACAUGGUACGCAAUGCUAAGUUAGUAGGACAAUCCAUCAUUGCUUAUCUCCAGAAAAAAGGCUAUCCUGAAGUAGCGUUACAUUUUGUAAAAGAUGAAAAAACUCGAUUCAGUCUAGCUCUGGAGUGUGGAAAUAUUGAGGUGGCUCUGGAAGCUGCUAAGGCACUUGAUGAUAAAUCCUGCUGGGAAAAACUUGGCUCUGUCGCCCUUCUGCAAGGCCAUCACCAGAUUGUUGAGAUGUGUUACCAGAGAACAAAGAACUUUGACAAGCUGUCCUUCCUUUACCUUAUUACAGGCAACCUAGACAAACUGCGCAAGAUGAUGAAGAUUGCUGAAAUUCGCAAAGACAUGAGUGGUCACUAUCAAGCAGCCCUCUAUCUUGGAGAUGUGUCUGAGAGAGUGCGCAUAUUGAAGAACUGUGGUCAGAAGUCUCUUGCCUAUUUGACAGCAGCCACAUAUGGUCUGGAUGAGGAAGCUGAAGCUCUAAAAGCAUCUUUUGAUCCUGAUAAAGAAACGGUGCCAGAGACUGACCCCGAUGCCAAACUCCUGCAGCCCCCACCUCCAGUAAUGCCUUUGGAUACUAACUGGCCCUUACUGACCGUGUCAAAAGGUUUCUUUGAAGGAGCAAUUUCCAACAAGGGUGCUGGUCAGAUGGCUGCUGACCUAGACAUGGAGGUGCACGCUGAAGGUUGGGGAGAAGAUGCAGAACUACAGUUGGAUGAGGAUGGCUUUGUAGAUGCUCAUGAAGGCCUUGGGGAGGAAGGUGGAAAAGAGGAAGGUGGAGGAUGGGAAGUAGAUGAAGACUUGGACCUUCCACCCGAGCUGGAGAUAUCACCAGGAUCUGGAGGUGGGACCGAGGAUGGCUUUUUUGUUCCACCAACAAAAGGGACUGGCCCAGCUCAAGUAUGGUGCAAUAAUUCUCAGCUUCCUGUGGACCACCUCUUGGCAGGAUCUUUUGAGACUGCAAUGAGGCUUCUUCAUGACCAGAUUGGAGUUGUUAACUUUGCCCCAUACAAGCCACUGUUCUUACAGACUUACACACGUGGUCGAAGCUGUUAUGAAGGUCUUCCAAGCCUACCUUCCUUGUAUGGUUAUCCACAGCGUAACUGGAAAGAGACCUCUCCCAAAUCAUCCUUGCCUGCAGUUGGCCUGAAGCUCUCAGACCUGAUUUCCCGUCUACAGAUCUGCUACCAGCUGACCACUGGUGGCAAGUUUGAGGAAGCUGUGGAAAGAUUUCGAGCCAUUCUCCUAAGUAUUCCUCUCCUUGUGGUUGAUAACAAACAGGAAAUUGCUGAGGCUCAGCAGUUGAUAACAAUUUGCCGAGAAUACAUUGUGGGUCUCUCAAUGGAAAUUGAAAGGAAGAAGUUGCCGAAAGAUACUCUGGAGCAACAGAAACGUUUGUGUGAGAUGGCAGCCUACUUCACUCACUGCAAUCUCCAGCCUAUCCACAUGAUCCUGGUGCUGCGGACAGCGGUCAACUUGUUCUUCAAGCUGAAGAAUUUUAAAACUGCAGCUGGGUUUGCUCGAAGGCUGCUUGAAGUUGGGCCAAAGCCAGAUGUUGCCCAACAGACUCGUAAGAUUGUGGCUGCAUGUGAGAAGACUCCAGUAGAUACCCAUCAGUUAAAUUACGACAGCCACAAUCCAUUUGAUAUCUGCGCUGCAUCUUUUAUUCCUCUUUACCGGGGUAAAGCUGUUGAGAAGUGCCCUCUGUCGGGUGCCUGCUAUUCUCCUGAAUACAAGGGGCAGGUGUGCCGUGUCACACAGGUUACAGAGAUUGGCAAAGAUGUCAUUGGCCUCCGAAUCAGUCCUCUUCAGUUCCGCUGAAGUGCACAGAGCGGUAUGCAGCAUUGCUUAAGUGAUAUUUUUGUUUUGUUUUAGUUACCAUUCUUGCACUUGUGAUCAGAUGUUAUACUCCCAGUUCUGCUUCACUAUUACCCAGUUUAUUCUUGUAACAUGCCACAACUCUUGUUUGUCCUCUGUUUGAAAAUUAUAUACUAAUAAAUUACAGGUUCACACAG